GCACCUUAGUAGUAAAUUUGUAAUAAUCAUAACCAACGAGGCUUACCCCAUUUAUGUCUCCAUUAUUGAAGUAAUAAAUAUUCCAGCCAGGUGACGUAAUCGCAGUUGGAUAAGAUUUUGGUAAAACCGCUGGAGGGAAGAGAGGUCGAGGGCUGUAGGGUUGGGGAGGCUGAGGCGACGGGAGCGAGCGAGAGAGCUAUUCCUUCCAUUGCCUCCAGAGAUCGAUUGGCGAAGCCUUCAUCGUCCUCCUCGUCCUCAAUUCGUGCGUCUUGAUCAUGGGCAGGGGGAAGUUUAAAGGGAAGCCUACGGGACGCAGGAACUUCUCCACCCCUGAAGAGAUGAUUGCAGGUACCUCAGCUCGUCCUCGCACCUUUAAACAGGAGGAGGCUGAAGACAAAGAAGAGGGAACUGAAGAGGAAGCUGAAGAUGAUUCUGGAGAAGAGACUGAGAGAAGGAAAGGCAUUGAGGGCAUUAUUCAGAUUGAGAAUCCAAACUUGGUAAAACCAAAGAUUAUGAAAGCUAAAGAAGUUGACUUGGAGAAGACAACUGAACUCUCAAGGCGUGAAAGGGAGGAGAUAGAGAAACAAAAAGCUCAUGAGCGAUACAUGAGGCUGCAGGAGCAGGGAAAAACGGAACAAGCUAGAAAGGAUCUAGAACGUCUAGCCUUAAUACGACAACAAAGAGCCGAAGCUGCAAAAAAGCGAGAAGAGGAAAAAGCUGCCAAGGAACAGAAGAAGGCCGAAGCUCGCAGGUGAUUGCACCUUUGCUAAAGAAAGAUGCUUGUCACCACAAAAAUUUGCUUUUAGAGUCAUCUGAACCAUCUUUGUUUGUCAAGUGCAACAUAAAUCAGUAUGCUUUAUUUGACUUUCAAUAACUAUGCUUUUCCACCUGGGUCUCUCUCUAUUAUUUAUUGAGAGCAGAAGAAACCGAAGUCAGUAAUUAGUGCAGAAAGGGUAGUUGUUGAAAAUGAUAUCAAAAUAUAAUUGACCAGUAAGUUAAAUUUGGAAGGUGCUGUCCUAUGUGCUCUUGGUGAUGCUUCACAUGUUCUGUUAGAGAAUUUAAAUGUGUUCUCCU
Molecule: messenger RNA, 1074 nt
Organism: Elaeis guineensis (African oil palm)
Lineage: Eukaryota; Viridiplantae; Streptophyta; Magnoliopsida; Arecales; Arecaceae
Source: RefSeq, a predicted model, not a curated record